Messenger RNA from Habropoda laboriosa, 783 nucleotides. RefSeq names its product class E basic helix-loop-helix protein 23 (gene Oli). Bases 1 to 783 code for a protein of 260 amino acids. The record is from RefSeq and is a predicted model, not a curated record. The transcript has 4 exons. Lineage: Eukaryota; Metazoa; Arthropoda; Insecta; Hymenoptera; Apidae.
AUGAGGUCGUACGACGGUGAAAGUAGUUCCACGGAAGAUGAUGAUAGAAGAGAGGGUCUUCCUGAGGCGCAUUUGCAACAAGGAUCUUGGCAGCGUUCAGCAUCGCAUCCCACAUGGGCCUGGGAGCACCGUACUGCUCACCCACUUCCACCACAGUCCACGGCAUCGCUCGAGUCUAUGUAUUCUGUGCCAGGAGCAUCACACGCAAGUGUUUCCGCUCCUCCAGCUGGCUAUUCGUCGGAACACCCUCAGAGCGCACCUGGGAGAAGGACUCCCUUGGGUGCUGUUGGUCUCGGCGGUUUCUAUUUCCAACAACAACCUCAGCCUCACACUUCGUCUAGCGCUCUCUCCGAUGAAAAUAGACCCGAUCAAGAAAGACCAGGAGCGUCGAGAUUAAACUGCCCGCCAAAGUCGAAAACAACACGUCAGGGGAAAAGUAUGCGAUUAAAUAUCAACGCGAGAUCUGUAAUUCCGUACGCCCAUAGUCCGUCCGUGAGAAAACUCUCGAAGAUUGCCACUCUACUCCUGGCGAAGAACUACAUUCUCAUGCAAGGAAACGCUUUGGAGGAACUGAGACGAGUGAUAGCGGUUCUACAGUCGCCUCACGCUCACACCACCGCCCUGCCACCCACACCUGUUUCCUACGAUCUGUUGCAUGGUUUCCCAGGCAAAUUGUUCCAAGGUGUGCAGGAUGUGCCAGGACUUCAUACGGCCGAUCCACAGAGCGUCACAGCGGGCGGCCCUCCGACGGAUGGCACAGUAGCCAGCGGAGAAUCGAACUGA